Molecule: messenger RNA, 3479 nt
Organism: Aaosphaeria arxii CBS 175.79
Lineage: Eukaryota; Fungi; Ascomycota; Dothideomycetes; Pleosporales
Product: beta-lactamase/transpeptidase-like protein
Exons: 5
Coding region: 123-3479 (1118 amino acids)
Source: RefSeq, a predicted model, not a curated record
GUCCAAACGACCUACACUAGAUUUAAACAAUCAAGAGGAGGAUAGGAAAAGGCAUAAGGAGUACCUCUAGCAAUUCGAUUGGAUCGUUCUAUCAAGAGUAGGAUUGGCGCUUCGAUGGACCGAUGCCACCACUCCGUUCCAAUGACGAGGACAGCGACGCGGAGUACAUCCACUUGCGAGGGCCGGUAGAGGCCAGGAACGACACCGAGAUUGAGGACGAGGAGGCUCAAUUGCUUCCACGUUCGGAAGAGCUAGACCAUGAGGAUCCUCCCAACCCAACAGUGAGGAAACGCCAUCACCGUCCCACCGGCUUUUGGGCAUGUUUCUACGGCCCGGAUCCCCCACGGAUACAGUCCAUCAAACCAUGGUUCCCCAAGAUCCAACAAUUCCCAGCGAACGCGGUGGAUCGCUGGAUGCCGUCACGCAAACGAAAGCUCGUCGCGCUGGCAGCCCUCUUCUUCCUCUGGCUCGCCAUCCUCGGGACCGUACUCGGCGUCACUCAGCUACCACGCAAGGCCCCCGGCGGCGAGUACAUCCUGCAACUCGAGUGUACGGACACGCUCUGGAGAGCUAAGAAUGGGUGCGGCCUCGACGGUAUCGAUUGUCGUCCUUUUGACAAGGACAGCUUUUCUUUUCGAUGUCCGGCUAAGUGUGCGGACGUCCAGGUGCUCAAUCCGCAUCCCGUUGGUCCUGUAGAUAUCAAUUAUCGUCCAUUCGUCAUUGGCGGCGGCGAAGAUAGGAUCUAUCGAGGGGACAGUUUCAUCUGCAGCUCUGCGAUCCAUGCGGGUGUCGUAAGCGAUGUCAGAGGUGGUUGUGGAAGACUUUCACGAAAGGGCCAGAGAGACGUGUUUCCGAGCACGAAGAGCAAUGGAUUGGAAUCUAUCUCCUUCGAUUCGUAUUUCCCGCUCACGUUCCAGCUGGAUGCUUUGCAAGGGGGCAGCUGUCCAGCCGAUCAAAGACAGCUUUUGCUUGUCGUGUCGCUGGUCUUCACGGCGGUGUUGUCUGUAUGCACUGCGUCGCCGCGUGCGCUAUUCUUCACGGUCUUCAUCAUGAUUUUCGCGCACGUCAGUCUGGUGUCGGAUCCCCCGUCUGCGUCUCGUCGCAGCCUGUCGGUCCUACCUGACCAUAUCUCCAUGUUCGCGAAGAGACUCCUCCCAGCGCUCUUCUGCGCCGUCGUGCUCUACCGCACAGUCGUGAGACGAACACUAUCAGGCGUCGAAGCGCACGUCGAGAAGACACUGUUAUGGCUCGGAGGCUUCUGGUUCGGCGCCCUCUCCAACUACACCUUUGACUGGAUCCCCAUCUCGCGGCUCACCGCACACGACCUCAACCAACAACCCGGCGCCAAACUCGCCCUCGCCAUAAUCCUCCUCAUUCUCAUCUUCAUAAUCCCCCGGCAAGUCCACGGCUUCUGGGUCGAGGGUCGCCUGCCACGCUACCUCGCCCUCUACGCACUCUUCCUCCUCGCAAUCGCCUUCUCCCUCGCCAUCCCCGGCCUCCAACUCCGCAUCCACCACUACAUCCUCGCCCUACUCCUCCUACCAGGCACCAGCAUGCAGACCCGCGCCUCGCUCCUCUACCAGGGAAUCCUACUCGGACUAUUCGUCAACGGCAUCGCGAGAUGGGACUUCGACUCCGUGCUCCAAACCGCCGACGCCCUCCGCGCAGACGGCGCCUUCGGAUCCUCCAAGCCCAACAUCACGGCAUACAUCCCAUCACCACUACCACCUGAUGCUGCGUCGUGGACCGCGAGCUUCACGUGGGCGGCGUCCACCGCGCACGACGGCAUCAGCGCGCUCGUCAACGACGUGGAGAGGUUCCGCGCCUUCUUUGAGGACGGAGAUGGACCCCAGGUGUUCAAUUGGACGAGGGAGAGUGCGUUGGAGGUUCCCGAGUAUGUACAUGCAUCCGGCCCAGAACAGGCCUUCACAUUCAACCAUGGCAAUCUGAAGACGAACGAAACAUCCUCAAUCCCAGUAGACAAUGACUCCAUCUUCCGCAUAGCAUCCGUGUCGAAGAACCUCGCCGUCUUCUCCGCCCUGGUUGUGGAGAAUAAAAGCAAACAUCACCCCAACUUGACCGAGUUCUCACUCGACGCACCCGUCCGCCACUUUCUCCCCUCCUUCCGUCUCCCGGACGAGGACUGGGAGGAUGGCGGGAGGGACAUCACGCUGCGGAUGCUGGCGAGCCACAGUGCGGGCCUGUCGCGGGAGAGCUACAGUACCGACUUCAAUCUCGUGCUCAAUACGGGGAAGGCCGAUGCGGAGACCAUCGGGGCGGCGUGGGCUGCGGCGACGCCUGAGGGCGUGAUAGAGAGUGUGAAGAAGACCCGUUUGAUGUUCGCUCCUGGCGAGCGGGCGGCUUAUUCGAAUGUCGGUAUCUCUAUUCUUGCGUCCGCUGUCGUAUCUCACUACAAUGAGAUCACUGGUUCUGAUAGCUCGUGGAGCCAGUUCGCAAUGGAUGAGAUUUUUUCCUCACUGGACAUGACGCACAGCUUCUUCGGCGUCAUACCGGACGGAUUGAGACCUUAUAUUGGUGUUCCUGGAGGCCCAAAUUGGGCUGAUCUUGUUGUUGGACUGGGAUAUGAUCCCGCUGCUGGCAUGUGGAGUUCGAGUAACGAUUUGUCAAAGUACCUCUACAGCGUCUGGCUCUCUCCAUCACCCUCAAAACUGAUAACUCGAGCCCAGCGCCGCCGCUCACUGAAACCCAACUUCGCCCUCCCAGACGGCAAACAACUCGUCGGACCCGGCUGGGAGAUCGACCUCAAGACCAUCGACACCACCUCAAAGAGCUCAUCCAUACUGUCCGAAAAGACGUACGCAUCCUUCGGCAAGGCCGGCGACGGCGGCGGCUGGCACGCCUGGAUCGACGUGAUUCCGAAUCUCGGCUACGGCAUCGUCGUCCUGUCACAGCACUCUGGCUUGGAAGACUAUGUGCGCAUCGUGCCGACCAGUAUCAGAGACACAGUGCACGACAUCCUGAUCCCGGCGUUCGCCAAAGCCCUCGCAUCGAGACUCUGCAUGCGCUUCUCUGGACGCUACGCCGACGGCAGAGACUCCGGUAUCUUCACCGACACCGUCCGCGGCUCAGAUAUCAACGACACCACCUUCGCCCGCCUCGAAGUCGUCGACCACAUCCUCUACCUCCGCGAGCUCGUCGUCAACGGCACGUCUGCGCUGGAAGGCCUAGACAGACUUGGCUGGACCGAAAAGGACCAGUCGCGGUUCUGGUCGACGCCCGAGGGCGUCGUGCUCACGCCCGCGGAGGGAGCCGCCGAGAAUGCGCAGUUCGGUCGCGGCGCGCAGGUCUGGAGGAUGAUGAUCCCCGGGCUCGAGGUCUGCGAUUGGUUCGACUUCGACGGGUAUUCGGACCAGAAUGGCUGGCCGUUGAGUAAGGUUGUGCUGGUGGAGAGGGAGGGCGGCCAGGUCGAGUUGCAUUAUCCGCCGUAUGAUAUCGUGCUCACGAGGUCGAGUGGAUGA